GUAGGAUUCCAGAACGUACCAGAAGGUAGGAUCCUGAUAAUUGGGUCAGUGAAGAGCAAACAUAGAUGUUGGGGAAGUCCCCUCCUCUGAUCCCGGCUUAAGGCCAGACCUCCCAGGAGUUAGUGAACUUUGGUUCAGCUCUACGGGAGGAAAGAGUGGUUAGAUGUGCCCUGGAUCGGUGGAGGAAAAGUACUGUGAUUGAAAAUACUGUGAGGGGACAAGAGGACCUUUGGCUACUGGCAGGUGGCCCUGGGGGUGUCUGAGUCAUCCACUUCUGGACAUGGAGAACAGGAUCCUGAUGAUGAAGUGGCCACCAAGAGACUCCCAUCUUCAUCCAGAGAUUGUCUUAAUGUCUCAGAAGCUCGGGUCAGGACUGAACAAAUAGACCCUCUUCCCAGACCAUAUAAGAAAAACAGAGGAAUCAUGUCCAUGAUUGCAGCUUUCUACAGCAACAAGUCUGUCCUCAUCACAGGGGCCACAGGCUUCCUAGGCAAGGUGCUGAUGGAGAAGUUGUUCCGCACCAGCCCCCAUUUGAAAGUCAUUUACAUCCUUGUGAGACCUAAGUCUGGACAAACACUGCAGGAGAGGGUUUUCCAGAUCCUCAACAGUAAGCUGUUUGAGAAAGUCAAAGAAGUCUGUCCAAAUGUGCAUGAGAAAAUCAGACCCAUCUCUGCAGACCUCAACCAGCGUGACUUCGCCAUCAGCAAGGAGGACAUGCAGGAACUUCUGUCUUGCACCAAUAUUAUCUUCCACUGUGCGGCCACUGUGCGUUUUGAUGCACAUCUGAGAGAAGCUGUGCAGCUGAAUGUCACCGCCACCCAGCAGCUCCUGCUAAUGGCCAGCCAGAUGCCAAAGCUUGAAGCCUUCAUCCACAUCUCUACUGCCUUUUCUAACUGCAAUCUGAGCCACAUAGAUGAGGUCAUCUACCCAUGCCCUGUGGAGCCAAGAAAGAUCAUUGACUCCAUGGAGUGGUUAGACGACUCUAUCAUUGAUGAGAUCACUCCCAAGCUGAUUGGGGACCGACCCAAUACCUACACCUAUACCAAAGCCUUGGGAGAGAUGGUGGUACAGCAGGAAAGUGGGAACCUGAAUGUGGCCAUUGUCAGGCCAUCCAUAGUGGGAGCAACCUGGCAGGAGCCUUUCCCGGGUUGGGUUGAUAAUUUAAAUGGACCCAGCGGAAUCAUUAUUGCGGCGGGGAAAGGAUUUCUUCGGUCCAUAAAAGCUACUCCCAUGGCAGUGGCAGACUUGAUUCCAGUUGACACAGUUGUCAACCUCACCAUAGCAGUAGGAUGGUAUACUGCAGUUCACAGACCUAAAUCAACAUUAGUCUACCAUUCCACAUCUGGUAAUCUCAAUCCGUGUAAUUGGUAUAAAAUGGGAUUACAGGUCUUGGCAACCAUCGAAAAGAUCCCAUUUGAGAGUGCUUUCAGAAGGCCAAAUGCUGACUUCACCACCAACAACUUCACCACCCAGUAUUGGAACGCUGUCAGUCAUCGGGCCCCAGCCAUUAUCUACGACUUCUAUCUGAGGCUCACUGGAAGGAAACCCAGGAUGCUGAAGCUCAUGAAUCGGCUCCUGAGAACCAUCUCCAUGUUGGAGUAUUUCAUCAACCACAGUUGGGAAUGGAGCACAAACAACACAGAGAUGCUUCUGUCAGAGCUGAGUCCUGAAGAUCAGAGAGUAUUCAACUUUGAUGUACGCCAGUUGAACUGGCUUGAAUACAUUGAAAAUUAUGUUUUGGGAGUUAAGAAGUAUCUACUGAAAGAGGAUCUGGCUGGUAUCCCCAAAGCAAAACAACACUUAAAAAGGCUCCGGAACAUUCACUACCUCUUUAACACCGCCCUGUUUCUUAUCGUCUGGCGCCUCCUCAUCGCAAGGUCUCAGAUGGCUCGGAACAUCUGGUUCUUCAUUGUGAGCUUCUGUUACAAGUUCAUCUCCUACUUUAGGGCCUCCAGCACACUCAAGGUCUAAGAACAUUCCACCAGCCCAUCAUCUGGAACCUCAAGAUACCUCUAAGGCAGUAAACUGUGUCUUAAACUAGGAAGUAACAAGAAGCUUCCCAAGCUUCCAGUCAAACUUGCCAUUCCAUCUUCUUUUCUACUUCUUUUCACUGUAUUUUCUUAAAAAUUUGGUUCAGUGAGAAGGAAAGUCAACCUUUAACUGCAUACAUUUACAAAAACCUAACUUCCAGAUUGUCUUUACAUCAUACACUCUACACUAUUACACAUGAAGCAUGAGAGCACCCCACUUCCUAUACUUAGCUUUCCCUUCCCUGACACAACUAAUUUCAACUUACUGAGCAUGGAAGAACACAUGGAAGAAGCCUAAGCAAGCUAGAGAAAGGCAGCACUAACCAAGGAGGCAUGCUCAGUAGCAAGGCAAAAGCUUCCAACCAUGGUGAACGGAGGAGGGCAGCUCAGCAUUGUGACAAUGCCACAGAAGUAGCCUACUAUAUUAAACACUAGAGUCCUGGUUGAGUUGAGGGGUGGGUGAUGGGAAAAAUACUCAUGUCUGCCCUGUUUCUCACUUGUGUCUGUAUCUUACACCAAAUAUGAACUUAAUCGUACAUACACCAGGGAGUCUUACGUACUUAAGUCAAAGUUUAUAGCGUCUUAUGAUUUUGACAUCCCUUAGUCUAACUCUUUUUAAUCGCCAUUGUCCUGAAAACCCACUUAAGUUUCCUUCUCAUUUAUCGAUAUUGCCAAAGCCCUUCUAUUUAAGUGUACUUCACUCAGACAUCAGUCAGUAAGGCUGAUGGGGAGAGGGAAGUUCCUAGACUAGAACCAUAGAAACGCUCCAACCUUUGCCAGUGAGGAAAGCAAAAUUUCAAAUAAAAUUUUAAGUUCUA
This is a messenger RNA of Peromyscus eremicus (cactus mouse), 2848 nucleotides long. It is a transcript of the gene Far2, whose product is annotated as fatty acyl-CoA reductase 2. Gene Ontology annotation, molecular function: alcohol-forming very long-chain fatty acyl-CoA reductase (NADP+) activity. Gene Ontology annotation, biological process: long-chain fatty-acyl-CoA metabolic process. Gene Ontology annotation, cellular component: peroxisome. The transcript has 12 exons. Bases 424 to 1971 code for a protein of 515 amino acids. Lineage: Eukaryota; Metazoa; Chordata; Mammalia; Rodentia; Cricetidae. The record is from RefSeq and is a predicted model, not a curated record.